AAGUGUUUAAGUUGGAGUACACCGGUAUGGCUUCAUUGUCUGGUUUUAACAUAGCGUUUCAAUGGGUUUAUUCGACUGCUCUUUUCUUUUGUUUCAUUGUUCCUUAUCGUUUUGGUAUCGAUUAAUUACCUACAGACAGUUCCAACAAUUAAGUAGCUUAACCCCAACAAACUAAAAAAGCCAAAAAUUAGAUUUUUGGGGGGAAAUAAUGCCCCAACUGAAGAGCAAAAACGGCAACCAGAUAAGCUAAAGUAGUUGGAGAAGAUCAUCGUGAACGUGCAAAAUAAUUCCCAGGGAAAAAUAGAAACUAGUGCGUUUUGGCUGAGUAGUUUUCUCAAAGUUUUCUCCAUGAUUGCUAAAACUGACGCACGCACGGAUAGCCAACAAAAAUAUGCAAAAUAUUGCAUUUAUUCUCAGAUUGAGUUCAUGAUUUUUCCCCCCUUUGUCUAAAUACUCCCUCCUUAUUUCUUACACCGACGUAACGUUUUUUUUUCUUUUCCUUUUUUUCAUAAAAUAUUUGGCAGCACCUAACUGGAAAGCUAACAUGGUCAGCAUUUUGUGUACAUUUUGGUUGUCGUAACCAAACCUCGUAUUUUUCAACCUUCAUUGUAGUGUCAAAACGUAAAAACGAACACGAGGCUGGUGUGGUUUGCUGAUUAUGCUUACUUCAAACCAUCCAGUAGAAUCAUUAUAUAAUCAAUAAAUAUCUCACAACUUCUAAGUAGAGUACCAAAAUUAAAAUCAUGUGUCAAGUUACUUGUUAUUCCCAUAAAUUUUGCGUCUUUGAAAAUGAUCGCUUAAUUUACCGUAACAGAUUGCCCUAGUUUUUUGGCCUAUAAUCCUGUUGGGGCAUUUCGAUAUAGGAAAACCCCAAUGCCCGUAGAAAGCUAACAUCAAACCUAGCACUAUAAAUAGAAUGGAAUCAGUAGCUAACGGCUUUGUUGUCUUAAAACCAAUUAGCUUAUCACGUGCCAUUAGGGUAUUAUUAUUAAUUGGUCAAGGUGGUCAACAAGAGACCUGUCGUUUCUAUUACCUUUUAGUGUCGUCUGCAAAACCUGAUCUAUGUUCUUCUUUUUUUAUUCAUUUUUGUUUUCCCUCAUCACGCAGAUUACCUGUUGGAUAGAUAGACAAUACCUGUUGUUUUCGUGCUGUUGAAAUAAACCACAGCUUUCGCGUCGUCGUCAACGAUAUUGCUAGUGCCAAUAUGGUCAAUGACUCCAAAACUCUUUUAGAUGUUAAGCUUCUAGAUCUGUUCAAGACGAUCCAGUUUUGUAACCUACUUAGCACAAUGCACAAGUAUUUUUUUAAUGAUCGUCACUCUUACAUAGAAUGGAAAACAAAUUACGUCAGCCAACACAAAAAGUCGAUGCGUCAGACUGGUUUGAAAACAUGCGCUACAAGCUUACCGGUCAGAAGAAAAAGUUCGAUCACGAUUAGUCUGAGCUUUUCCUCAAAAAUGAAUUUUUAAAAAGCAUACUACUGCACGUCUUCUCUUUUGGAUACAGCGGCCUAGAUUUACAAAUGCUUUGUCGGCUGGAUUUAACCGGUUGGCUGUAUUCAGAAACACGAUGAAAUAGUUAACAUGAAAGACUGCUAGUGAGUUUAAAGCAUACAGAUUUCAUACAAAUUUAACGUAGGCUUACGUACGGGUUGACACAACGGCAAUAAUGGAAAUAGGAUUUCGAAUGCACAAAGUUGAGAAUCAAACAACACUAAGCAGAAUGCUUCGUCAUCUAGUAAUUGUUAGCACCGGGUACGACCAAACACUUAAUUUUAGUUUGGUAUCAUUUUGGCGUGUCCUUUAGGCAUAUGUCAAAAACUCACCUGUUCAAACAGAAACGGUUAGCAACGCAAAUUUUGUCAAUUGAGAGCCUUAGGGAUUAUAUACUUUACAGCAUUUAACGGAGAAACAAGGAAGACAAUACGGGCGAAUGCACGGUUGUUGUUUGACCAGCAGAUCAGACAAAUAAGCACCAGCAAACCACACCAGGCUACAAGAUGAAGCAUUGCCAAGAAAACCGAAACAAACCAUGAAAGCACCAUGGCAAUGGUAAACGCACACUGACUCGGAUUCGCGCUCGGUGGAAUCCACUUUAUAUUAAGGCAUGCGAUAGACGGGAAAACUUUUCAAAGCUAUAGAGCUCCAGGCACUGAGAGGAGGUGCUAACACAGCUUUCCUUAUUGAGAACAACGUGCACAACCUAACCUGAACAAUAAGGAUGUUACGUUCUGCGGUGGUAAGUAGAAAGGUAUGCUACAAAUUAUUGCCGCAGGUUCCACGAUCUUUUGCCUCGUGCAAGACAAGACCCCUAAUGACUACUCAAUUUGAAAGUGAAAGCUUCUUUUGCGGGAAAAACAGAAAGCAAGUAGAGUACGUGGAAAUCGAAAUCUGGUUGGAUGAGACGAAUCGUGACUGCUAGAAGUGUUGGCAUCUUACACUCAAGCCCUCAAGUACCAGAAGUGUUUCCAAGAAGGCACCACCUCUGUGUGUUACGUAAACUUAAUAUGGCCGAGGAUUCCAUCACACUUUUCAGAUAACUUCUAUAGGAAAACUAUGGUCAUCAAGAGAAAGAAAAUAUGCAGAGACAUGUAUUUUGUGUAAAAGAAACUUACUCCUGGGCAUCCAAGUAUCAAAACAACACAACGGCCUUGGUAUUAUCGAUAUUAUAUGGAGUAGUCGUAUAGUCAGCGUGUGAUGUUAUGAUGUGGAUUCAUGGAAUAGAUAAGCAAGUUCCUCUUCAGUGACGCAUGAUGACAUAUCCCAUAAUCACAUAAAGGACAAUGUGUAGCUGUGCCAAUCAAAUGUUCAUUGUUGUGUGGUAAACCAUGGAUAGUAGAGCUGUAAUAUUGAAUUACCUUGUGGUUGCAGUUUUCCUGGUUAAUGUUACCUGUGGCCCAGUGCGACCAUGUCGAAGCAAACGGUUUCCUUACUCGAUUGCAGAUUCGGAACAAUGCGACCAGUUCUUCAGGUGUAGGAAUGGUGAAAUGACUGAAGAACUCUGUCCAGACGGGCAGGUCUAUGAACCUGAAAGUCAAUCUUGUUUCAUGCCUCAGCGAGUUAUCUGCGGCAAGAGAAAACGUUUACAAGCGCCACGGGGAAACGCUGUGUGUCCAAGACUAAACGGCAGAUAUCCUAUUGAGAAUGAAUGUUUUGCUUAUAAUGAAUGUGUGCAAGGGAUACCUACUAAAAUAAACUGUCCCCCAGGUUUAAUUUUCGAUGAGGAUCAAGCGGUUUGUGAAUUUCCCGAUAUGGCAAACCGCACAGGAUGCUCAGCUGAUAAAAUUUUGAACUUCACUUGUCCGUACGGAUCAAACGUGCAAUCAGACGAUGUUGUUCUGCCCUUUGGUGAUCAUGCGCGUUUCCCUAAGAAGGACGAUUGUCGGCAUUUCUUCAUGUGUUUGAAAAGUGGUCGACCUCGCUUAGGAGGAUGUCCAGUAGGAUCAGCCUACAACCCGAACACUUUCUUUUGCGAUAAGCCUGCAAACGUUCCUGGAUGGUAAGUAACUUUGGUAUUAAAGAAAUUUGUAAAAUGAAGUUACAAAGUCACCAGAACUUGAAUUUCAAUAACAGAAGAUACAUUUGAUUUUCUUAACAGUGAAAAGUUUUACAAGGACUGAUAGGCAUCAUUGCAAAUUUCAAAGAAAAAUGUUCCUGAUAUCUUUCUCACACUGGAAAUUUCCUUUAACAUGUUGAAUCAUUCUAAUCUGGAAACUGAUGAUGAAGGAGUAACAACAUUUGUUCUGCUGCUAUAUUUUUGCAGAUUUUUUUGGAUUUUCCCUCUCCUGUUACGCAAAAUUGUAUUAUUCUUUUACGACGUCUAUCAAUAUUAAUAAAUCUUACCUCGGGUGA
Molecule: messenger RNA, 3850 nt
Organism: Daphnia magna
Lineage: Eukaryota; Metazoa; Arthropoda; Branchiopoda; Diplostraca; Daphniidae
Product: protein obstructor-E
Exons: 6
Coding region: 2827-3501 (224 amino acids)
Cellular component (GO): extracellular region
Molecular function (GO): chitin binding
Source: RefSeq, a predicted model, not a curated record